Molecule: messenger RNA, 855 nt
Organism: Aedes albopictus (Asian tiger mosquito)
Lineage: Eukaryota; Metazoa; Arthropoda; Insecta; Diptera; Culicidae
Exons: 4
Coding region: 1-855 (284 amino acids)
Source: RefSeq, a predicted model, not a curated record
AUGGUUACAAGCGCUCCCGUCCUUCGAUAUUUUGAUGUGCAGAAAGAUGUCGUUAUCCAAUGUGACAGCAGUAGCGUUGGGCUCGGAGCUGUACUGCUGCAGGAUGGUCAGCCCGUGGUGUAUGCCUCGAAGACUCUGAACGCAACGGACCGCAACGGACCGCAAGUAUGCGCAGAUCGAGAAAGAAACAUUGGCCAUCCUGUUUGCCUGCCGAUUUUUCAGAAGCCGUUAGUGGAAGCACCCCUGAGAAUCCAACGGAUGCUUUUGGCCCUUCAACGGUACAACACGGUUCUACGGUUUACUCCAGGUAAGGAAGUCAUCAUAGCUGACAUGCUUUCACGGGCGUCAAUAGCUGACAACGAUGUAUGCAGCAAGGACAUCUGCGAUGUGUAUGCGUUGGAGUACAUUCCCAUUUUGGAUGACAGAGUUCUGCAAAUCAAGGCGGAAUCUAAGCAGGAUCCGGAAAUACAAACAAUUAUCCAGUUUGUGAUUGACGGAUGGCCUACAAAGUCGGAAGUACCAGAGUCGCUGCAGGAUAUUCUGGAUCGGCUGCAUCAAUCGCGCUCCGGAAUCGAAGCUACGACAAAGCUUGCUCGUGACACAGUGUUUUGGCCCGGCAUUUACGACCAAAUUCGUCAGAAGGUUCAGCAGUGUGACAUUUGUCAAAAAAUUGCACCAAAUCAACAGUUGCAGCCCAUGCAGAGCCAUCAAAUUCCCAGCUAUCCUUUCCAGGAACUGAGCAUGGACUUGUGCGAAAUUGAGCUUGGAGGCAGAAAAGCGAGGAUCACAGCACAACUGGCGAUCGAUCAAACACCACAGAAAAAAGCCGGCGAACUGAUGGAGAACCGUCCGUGA